Alnus glutinosa is the source of this 2421-nucleotide messenger RNA. RefSeq names its product G-type lectin S-receptor-like serine/threonine-protein kinase LECRK3. Gene Ontology annotation, biological process: recognition of pollen; protein phosphorylation. The coding region runs from base 109 to 2421 and encodes 770 amino acids. The transcript has a single exon. Lineage: Eukaryota; Viridiplantae; Streptophyta; Magnoliopsida; Fagales; Betulaceae. Gene Ontology annotation, molecular function: protein serine/threonine kinase activity; ATP binding. The record is from RefSeq and is a predicted model, not a curated record.
AGGCUGAAGACUGAGUCCUUUGCGAAUUUGAUGUUAAAACCAAUUGGUAAGAAGGGAAAUGAAAAGUGGAGAUAGGAGAAAGUUACAGAGAGAUAUCAUUAUCUUGUUAUGGAUUUCAUCACUCUGUUUCUUGUUGUCUCUGUAUUCUUCACUGCUUCAGCUCAACAAAUGGAGUCUAAUGUGAGCCGAGGCUCUUCUCUAACACCCACCACAAACUCAACGUGGUUGUCACAUUCUGGUCUCUAUGCCUUUGGAUUUUACAAGCAAGGCGAUGGCUACUCUGUUGGGAUUUUUAUUGCCGGAAUUCCUGAGAAGACCGUUGUCUGGACUGCGAACCGUGAUGACCCACCAGUCACCAGCAAUGCUACGUUGAGUUUCGCAAGCGAUGGCAGGCUUGUCCUUGAAUUGGCACUAGGGCAGGUAACCGUCGUGGCUGAUUCUUCUGGGUCUGCUUCCGCUUCCAUGCUUAACUCGGGCAAUUUUGUCAUCUACAAUUCAGAUCGAAAAAUAAGAUGGAAGAGUUUUGAGCACCCGACUGAUACAAUUCUACCCAGUCAACGUCUCUUUGCAGGUAAAGAGCUGUUUUCUAGUAUUUCAGAAACCGAUCACUCAAAGGGUAUCUUCCGCCUGAAGAUGCAAAAUGAUGGAAACCUUGUUCAGUACCCAGUGGAUACUCCAGACACAGCACAAAAUGCUUACUUUGCUACUAGUGUAGGUGGCCUUGGAGAUAACGUGACGCUAAACAUGGAUGCUGAUGGCUAUCUCUACUUGCUAAACGCUACUGGUUUCAACAUUGGGAAUCUAACGCAGGGAGGAUUUCCUACAGCAGAAACAAUUUACCUCGCGAGACUUGAUGCUGAUGGGAUAUUCCGGCUGUACUCACAUCAUCUGAUACUGAACGAAAACUGGUCAAUUGCAUGGUCAUCUUCAAAUGAUCUGUGCAAUGUUAAGGGUGUUUGCGGAUUAAAUGGUCUUUGCAUUUUAAAUGAUCUAAAGGCUGAAUGUUUAUGUCUUCCAGGAUUCGAAAUGGUACAACAGGGCAACUGGACUGCAGGCUGCCAGAGGAAUUUCACUGCAGAAAGUUGCAAAAGCAAACUCAUGCAAGAAGUGCCUAACACCAUAUGGGAAGAUGUUUCAUAUUCUGCCUUGACAGUGCCAUUCAAAGAUUCUUGCAAACAAGCCUGUUUGGAGGACUGUAACUGUGAAGCUGCGCUAUUCAAAGACAGGACGUGCCAAAAACAAAGGUUUCCAUUGAGAUAUGGGAGAAGGCAACUGACUGAUUCAUACAUUGCUUUCAUCAAGGUAAGUAUGUCUACACAGACUACAUACACCACUCCAAAUGGAAAUAAGCACAAAGAAAACAAGCAAGAGUUUCGAGUGGACAUCCUAAUUAUUUGUGCUUCAUUUGUUGCUUUCGGAUGCAUGAUGUUGGCAAUUUCCGGAAUUGUGUUUUACAAAAGUCAUUUCCGGUAUAGAAAACUCUCUUGUGAUGGAAUUGUUGAACUCAGUGAUGAAUUUGCCCCACGACCGUUCACUUAUUCUGAACUUCAGCAAGUGACGGGUGGUUUUAGGGAAGAGGUUGGUAGAGGAUCAUUUGGGGCAGUUUAUAAAGGGGUAAUAUCGAAUGGCCAGAAGGUUGUAGCUGUCAAAAGACUAGAGAAGGCGUUGGCUGAAGGGGAAAGAGAGUUUCAGACUGAGAUGAAAGUUAUUGGGAGAACGCAUCACAGAAACCUUGUUCGUCUGCUCGGGUAUUGCCAUGACGGAAUUCAUAGGCUUUUGGUUUAUGAGUACAUGAGCAAUGGGUCACUUGCAGAUGCACUCUUUACACCAGAAAAACGACCUUGUUGGGAUGAAAGAAUGGGGAUUGCUCGCAACAUAGCAAGAGGAAUUCUUUAUCUCCAUGAAGAGUGUGAGCAACAAAUCAUUCACUGUGAUAUAAAACCUCAGAACAUCCUUAUGGAUGAGCACAGAUGUGCAAAAAUCUCUGACUUUGGAUUAGCAAAGCUCCUGAAGCAAGACCAAACCAGAACCUUUACCGGCAUUAGAGGGACAAGGGGGUAUGUUGCUCCAGAGUGGCACCGGAAACUACCCAUCACAGUGAAAGCAGAUGUUUACAGUUACGGUAUUGUGCUAUUGGAGAUCAUAUGUUGUCGAAAGUGUGUGGAUUGGAAUCUACCAGAGAAAGAAGCUGUUCUUGAAGAAUGGGCCUACCAUUGUUUUGAAGCUGGCGACCUUGAUAAAUUACUUGGGGAUGAAGAGGUUGACCAAAAACAGGUGGAGAGAAUGGUUAAAUUAGGACUUUGGUGCGUUCAGUAUGAACCAUCACUCCGGCUGUCAAUGAAGAAUGUUCUACUUAUGUUGGAAGAGAUUGUUGAUAUUCCAAUCCCUCCUAGGUCUGACUCUUUCCUAAAUGCAAUAUAG